This is a messenger RNA of Saccharomyces kudriavzevii IFO 1802, 1092 nucleotides long. It is a transcript of the gene NGL1, whose product is annotated as RNA exonuclease. Bases 1 to 1092 code for a protein of 363 amino acids. The record is from RefSeq and is a predicted model, not a curated record. NCBI's taxonomy places the organism in Eukaryota, Fungi, Ascomycota, Saccharomycetes, Saccharomycetales, Saccharomycetaceae. Gene Ontology annotation, molecular function: poly(A)-specific ribonuclease activity. The transcript has a single exon.
AUGUUUACUCGAAGGUUUAUUCCAGUAGUUCAAUCUACUAAGCAGAAUAUCGGCAAAUAUGUGCGAAAGGAUGCUAGGUUCACCUUAUUGACAUACAAUAUGCUCUCACCGUCAUAUAUGUGGCCACAGGUCUAUACCUAUGUUGCAGAGCGGUAUAAAAGUUGGAGUUACAGGCACAAAUUGCUAGAGAAGGAGCUUCUGAACUCAUUUAAGGCGGAUAUUAUGUGUCUGCAAGAAAUGACAAGAAGAGAUUACGAAGACUAUUGGCAUGAUUCCAUUGGAGUUAAUAUCAACUAUGGGUCCAAGUUCAUCUCUAAGACUCCCCCCAAAUAUUGGAAAAAGCCGCUUGAGGAUAUGGACGGAGUAUCUAUUUUUUAUAAUCUUGACAAGUUUGACUUUAUUUCAUCUUCAGGCAUUUAUUUAAAUCAACUACUAAAUGUUUUCAAUGAACGAGAAUUGAAAUAUUUGUACAAUAAAAGGGUGAUAUUAACUGAUGGCGCCUCAAAUGUUGUUGGUGAAGACAGUCUAUUGGAUGUUUUAAAGGGUAAGAAUCAGGUAUGUUUAUUCGUAUCCCUGAAACAUAAAGAAACAGACACUAUCUUUGUCGUUUUGAAUACUCAUUUGUAUUGGAAAUAUGAUGAAGUAAAGUUGACACAAUGCAUGAUCAUAAUGAGGGAAUUAUCAAAAAUUAUUGAGCAACUUCUUCCAGGGGAUGCAAAGGGUCGAGGGAAAGUGAAAAUUUUAUUCACCGGAGAUCUUAACUCUACGAGAGAUUCACUAGUUGUUAAUUUCUUGCAGGGCCAGAUAGUUAAUCAUGGAGAUCUUAAUCUUAUCAACCCGAUGAGGCCGUACCUGGACCGUUGUGUUUAUGAUGACAUACCAAAGGAUUAUUUCGUGCAUACAUGCUAUUCAGGAAAAUUAAAGGGUAUUUUUGAUUAUGUGUGGUACCACGAUUCGGACUUCUUAUUAACCAAGAUUUUAACUGGAAAUGAAGUAUCGGAUGAGUUGCUGGCAUCAAACCAGUUAGGCUUACCGAAUGAAAACCAUCCUAGCGAUCAUAUUCCCCUACUAACAGAAUUCAAAAUAUUAUAA